Molecule: messenger RNA, 6228 nt
Organism: Drosophila nasuta
Lineage: Eukaryota; Metazoa; Arthropoda; Insecta; Diptera; Drosophilidae
Gene: B4
Product: imaginal disc development protein B4
Exons: 8
Coding region: 1093-4482 (1129 amino acids)
Source: RefSeq, a predicted model, not a curated record
ACGUGGAGACCGCCGGCCUCUGUCAUUUCCAUUCUGUUUUGUGUGAGUGUUCGAGCGCGCGUGUAUGCGUGUGCGUGUGCCUGAGUGUGUGAGUGUACGUGCGAAUGUGUGUAGGUGUAGAGUCGCGUGUCGUUCAGUUAUACACCAACAACAACAUCGACACCGCCAGCAACAACAAUAGAUAGACCGCACACCUUCGUAGCCCCCGUAGACCGCUCUUCGUUCGCAAAAAAAACACAAAAAUCGAAAAACGGUCAGUGAAUCAAUAUACAACAAUAUUAAACACAAGUUACCAAUUAACCAUUCAGACAAAGCGUUAAAUAAAAACCCGUUAGUAAAAUUCAAGUAACAAGUAAAAUCAAGAAGCAAAUAAAACAGUAAUUGCAACAAUAACAAAUCAUAAACAUGUGAUUUUCUGUUGUGCCACCAGCUGCUGUAUGUCCUCUGUGUACAAAGUGGACGCCAGGAUGCAUCGCAACAUCAUCAUCGAACUCAAUUUCAUCAGCAUCGCCGUUUAGCAGCAUUUAUGCACCAGCAGCUUGACAUACACCUGUACACAACACCAACAACUGAGGUAGAGCGGCAACGUCAUCGGCAGCGGAAACGAUAUCAUCAGAGGCAACCAAACUAACUUAUAAAGUUGUGUCGACACUCGAAUCCGCCGAACAGCACUGCCAUGCUCGGAGUCAACCAGUCGGAAUAGACGCACGAAGAGUCUCCUCAAACAGUAGAGACAGUUGUGUCGACACUCGAAUCCGCCGAACAGCACUGCCAUGCUCGGAGUCAACCAGUCGGAAUAGACGCACGAAGAGUCUCCUCAAACAGUAGAGACAGCAGCAGCCGCAGCAGCGACAACCACGAAGCGUCGUCGUCUGGGAGCGCCGUGGUGGGCGAUCUGUACUUUGGUUACGUUACGCUCUGCGUUAGUAAGCUUUUGACAGUUGACAACGCGAGACGCUUAACGCGCACGGUAGUUAAUAACGACGACGGCAACGCGUCGCCGCUGUCGACGCAGUCGUCGGUAAACGCAACAACAAUAACAAAAUAAAAAUACAAUAAAACGCAAUUUGAAUAUUUGCCUAGUUGAAAAAUAUGCAACGCACUAACAUCGAGUUUGAGCGUCAACGUCAUCUGGCCAAUUGGUUGGUGAAGAGCAGUCCUCACAUGGCAGCUGCAGCGGCGAGUGCAGCGCAGCCACCCACAGCAGCGGGAGCAAUUGGCAGUACUGGAGCGUCGACAGCAGCGGUAGCUGUGAUUGGAGCAGGGGGUGUGGCAGCUGCUGCGCAAAUAGCGCCCGGCAACAGCGCUGUAGCCUGUAAUGGUGCCCCAUCUGGUGCACAUCACGGGCCAUUGGCGAUGGCUGCUGCCACGGCUGCUGUUGAGGCGCGCAAGCCCAAGUUGCGUCGCUUUAACUCCCACGACACCAGCUCCAACAUGUUCUCUGUCGCCGACUUUGAGAACGCGCGUCUGGCGCGCCGCAACGAGAUCGAGCUGAAGCAGCGUCUGGCGCGACGCCAGCGCAAUAGCGCCAAUGGUAGCUAUGGCUUGGGCGGCGGUGGCGGUGGCGAUGUCGUCACUUCUGCAACUGGUGGUGGCCUCACAGCCAGCAAUGGCCAUGGCGGCUACACGGGUUUCUGUGGCGGACUCAAUGGCAGCGGCGAUUACUCCACCGGCGACAGCAAGACCUCCAAAGGCAGCGGCAGAAGAGAGGAACCCCUGCCCGCUGAUGUAUUCCUUGAGCGGUAUCCGUUGCCUCGCGUUGCACGCUUUUUGUAUCCCAGUAAGAACUCAAACGAGACGCUCCAAUCGAGUUCGUCGCACGGCUCCUCGACGGCCGCAUCAAGCAGCUCCUCGGGGGGCCUUAAGGCGUCGCACAGCACCAGCAAUGGCAACAGCAACGAUGCCAACACUGGCACCACAUCAUCGUCCAGCGGCAGCAGUGGAAAUCAUCAACAGCAGCAACUCCACAAUAACAGCAUCAACACUCUGGGGUUCAGUGAUGAAGUCUUUCUGCUAUAUAGGCUGGUGCGGCAGCGCGAUAUCUAUCAUGGAUACAAUGCCAAGUUACAGGCGUCGCAGCGCAAGAAAACUGUUCUCAUACCGCAGGAGUUUCCAGGUUAUUUCUCACUGCUGAACGAGAAGGGGCUGCCAACGGCCACACAGUAUGGCUCGCUCAUGCAACUGGUGCGAGAGCGUGUCUACAAGUUUGCCUCGGUGGACAACAUGCCGGCGUUUAGCGAAUCAUCACCCAGUGCAGCCAGCAAUAGUCCCAGUCAUGAGGGCUGCCUGCCCACCAAGAAUCGGCCACAGUACGUGAAGACAACGGCACGAGGCGGACAGGUAUUCCGGCUGUUGGCCGUCUUUGAGGAUGGCAAGCAGGAGCAUGGUCAGAAUGGCCACAGUCACAGUCAAUCGAAUAGUCUCAGCAAUUGCAAGCCGCACUUGGCAAGCGGCGGCGGUUACAUGGGACGCGACAAGGAGAAGGGUCGCUACGCUCAGCUGUUGAACGAACAGCGACAAGUGCUGUAUGUGCCACUCUCCACCAAGGGCAAAUUCUAUGAAAUUGAGCCGGGAAUACCGCAGCUGCUGCAGAAACUGGGUGACACGCAACGCAAACUGAAUCCAGAGUGUGUACAUCGCUUGGGUGCUCUUGUCUCGGCGGCCAAGCAGUUGCCACUGAUGUUGCGCUACAUUUCGGGACCCGCCGGCACCGAGAUACCCGAGCAGCUGUGCAUCAGUCAUGUGAGCAAGGAGGAUGUGGUCAUUGGCUGUCCCAUUGACGAACAGUAUGCUCACAGCUCAACACCACCAUCGGCCGCACAGCCGCCGUUGCAAUUGCGCAAAUUGUAUUGGAGCAGUGAUAUGCAGUUGGUAAAGUGUCUGCUGGGAUUCGUAUCAGAUCAGCGUAUGCUGGCCAAUGGAUAUGUGCAGAGUUUGCUCAAGUUUUGUCAAUUCAAUUGCGAUCAGUUUCUAAAACUGGUGGAGGUUGAGUUGCUGCAACGCAGCGAACGAUCCGGCAGUAAAACCCGUGAAGGUCUCAAGAUCCUCAAGCCGUUGCAUUUGCCGAAGCUGUUGCGGCGCGAGAAGAGCAGUAUGGCGGCAAUAACGAAUACGUCGGCCCAUGAGAAGGAGGACUCGAUCAUAUUUCUUAGCAAAACCGAUCUGGAGCAACUCGAAGCCAAAGAGGCGGCAGCAGCUGCUGCAGCCGCAGCGGCAACGCUCAACAGCAGCAAUGAAACCUCAACGCAGGGAACAAAUCGCAUCACCGAGCGCAUGAAGGUCUUUCAAUCCACCAAAAAGAAGUGGUUUCGCAAGCAACAACAACAUCAGCAGCAGCAACAACAGCAGGAGGAUAAAUCUUGUGUUGCGGAACUGCAAAUGGAUGUGCAGGCGAAGCGCAUGAGCAUGGAGCGUUAUACGGACAUGUCCAAGUUGUUGCAGGAGCGUUUUGGCAAUGUCGACAAUGAGACAUCCAUUGCCACAGUCCACGCGGACACACAGUCGCUACACAGCGAGACGGAAACGACAACGUUAACCACCAGCAUUGACCACAGCUCCAUGCCCAAGUCGUUGGACACUCUGUUGCAAAAGUCAAUGUCGCUGCAGGACAUUGAGCUCUUGAAUGGACAGCGACAGCAGCGUCCCGAUCUUCUUUCGGCACAUAAUGCGGCUGGCAAUGCGGAUGCCAUUAGUGAGGCAGGCACCGAGCUGGAAGAUGUGGAGAAUCAAACGCCACCGCCGCAAUCAUUCAUCACCGAAAAGCUGUACAAUGAGUUCCAUGUAAAGACCAGACAAUACAGCAAAUCGUCGAGCAGCCUGCAUCAGUUGCGACACUUUUCGCUGCCGCAGAAGAUGCAGCUGCAUGAAACGGAACGUGAACGUCGCAGUCUGGCGCAAUUUAAGGCCGAGCAGCAGCAGCUGGCCAAGGAGCCCAUCACUGGACGACGUGCUGCUGGUGGCGUCUCAUUACUGGGUGGUUUGGUGGCUUUGUCGCCAGCUGCAUUGCUGUCGCCCACCUCUCUGGUGGAGGAUGAUUUGCCCUACUCGAAUGUGCGCGAUUCUCUGGUGUUGUCCAGCCUGGGCAGUGUCCCCGCUUCGGCAGCACCUCAAGCAACUGUCGCACCCAUUGCUGUCGACUACACCAAGGAGAAUAUAUAUGCGGAGAUUUGCGCCUCACACACAUGUGACACUUUCUCGGGCGUUACGCAGCUGACGCAGCUGCCACAACACGACGAGGGAGACGACAAUGUGGACGAUGAUGAUGAUGAUGGUGACUAUGCCUCGCUGAAGUAUCAGCCGAAUGGACCACAGUCUGUUAGUCGCGUGGAAAUCAACUGCACGCCCGCCACAAGCGCCAUUAGCUACCACACGGUUUAUUUGGGCGAGGAACCGCUUGGCGAGCGUCAUGCGACUGCGGGAGCUCAGCAUGUGACUACAGUGGAGCUGGCUGGCGAGGAUAACAUAUACAAUACGCUCAAAUGAUGAUUUAUGUGAUUUCGGCGUCGACAUCGAUUAGCCGGCGCCAAGGGUCUAUUCUGAAUGUGAAGGACAAUGCGAAUAGAAAAUAGAUGAUACACAAACUGAUGCAGAAACCGUAAUAGAACCGAAAGAAACUGAUGCAGAUGCAAACAUGCUUCUAUAUCUACAUGUAUUUUACUUUAAAUCAUCCCUAACUUUGUAAGGUGAAACGCGAACAAAAUUGAAACUAACUAACAUUUCUAUAUAAAACUUAUGAACUCUUAUGAAAAGCAAGAAAAACCAAACGUAGAAUGAGUUAAGAACUGAAAACUUCAAUACGGAGAGAAUUCACUUUUACAAUAUAAAAAUGAUUUAAAAACAGUUGUACCAAGUGAAAAUUCCGCACUCAACAAUUCAAUUACAUGUAUUCGAUAUUACUACAUGAAAGUGAAAAUGCAAAACAUAGUAAUAUUCAUUUCAUUUGCAAAUUUUGUAUUUGUGUUGUAUUUAAAUUGAAAACCCGAAACAUAUAAUAAUUUUAUAGACUGUAGUUGUAACACACGAAGAAAACAAAACAAACAUUGUACAUGGAGAGCACUCGAAAUUUCCUCUACUCUAAGAACGCUCUAUAAGCAAGCUCCCUCUCAAAAAAAUGACAACUCAAAUUGUAAUAUUAAAUGAUAACAAAGUGAAGACAAGCAAUUUGUAUUGUAUAUAGGCUUAGCACACACCACACACAAACAUACCACACACACUUAUAUUUAUAUAUUCGCAUAUAAUUCAUGAAACUGAAUAUUUGAAAUAUUUGCAAUAUUAUACAAUUGUAUACAUAAUAACUUACAUAUACAUAUUUACCUAGACAUAUAAUAUGAUAAUACAUCUUUAUCUCUAAAUAUGAAGUUUAGAAAUCUUAGCGCAAACCUAAGGUAUUACUAGCUUGUAGGCAAUCAACAACAAGUCAAAUCAAAUCUUAAACGAUAGAUAUAUAUAUAUACAAAAAUAUAUAUAGUAAUACACACAUGUAUAUCUAGAUCAUAAGACAUAAACAUACUUACAUCUAUAGAAUCUAUGACAUAAUGUAAAAUAGCUUGAAAUCUAUGGACUAACAAUUGUGGUCCACUUUUACACGAUCUCUCGUAUUUGUCGCUCUGUUUAAUACUGUAUACUAUAUACAAUAUAUAUAUACAUAUAUUUUUUUUUACAAAAACAAAAACGGUCUGGCAUGGCCUUAAAAUUUCGUACUUUAAUCUGUCUGUCCGUUUUGAGUGCGAGUUUUCUUUUGUUUUCUCUAAGUAUUCCCAGUCACAACAUUGAGCCAUAUUAAUAACUUGUUAAGCAGUCCCAAAUAUGCAUUACUAUAUUGAAUAUGUUCUAGUCCUCAGUUGAGAGAUUUCUAUGCGUGUGCUUUCUCUUGUAUUUUUUUUGUAAAUUUCCUGUAUCAGAUCUAAAUAUUCUCGUCAGUUUGGAAUAUGAAUGAUCCGCUGGAGGUCUAUUAAUUUCCUAUCAAAGCGACAUGCCAAACUGUGUGACCUUUUUGGCAAGGCCAAAAGUAAUUUAAAUAAUUUUCGAUUCUCGAGUACUUUGAAUAAACAAUUAGCAAUGAAUUUAUGUUUUGCGAAAAACUUAUCAAUAUAAUGAAGCAGUGUUUAGAUUUAUGAAAAUGGAUCUGUAUAGCUGAGAUUUUAUAAUAUUGUCUAUUCCCUUUAUCAUUUACGAUUGUUACAACACUUACUUACGAGUACAAGCAAAACUUUUGAUUUACAAAUGCAA